This is a messenger RNA of Yamadazyma tenuis ATCC 10573, 4035 nucleotides long. NCBI's taxonomy places the organism in Eukaryota, Fungi, Ascomycota, Pichiomycetes, Serinales, Debaryomycetaceae. The record is from RefSeq and is a predicted model, not a curated record.
AUGUCAGUGAUGCUGCUCCAAAGCCAACAUUCUAGUAGCAGAACACGAAGCCUCUCUUCAACAACUCUAUUGAAUCAAGAUGACUCCUAUGAUAAAAUUGACCAUAACAAGUUGUACGAAUGUGUGCUCAAAGUGGUAAUUCUUGAGUAUGUCAAUGAAGCCCGAUUCAAAACACCAAUAGUGGUUGAAGACAUUGAAGACACAAAUGGAAGCUCUACCAGCUUGUCAAUGGUGACUUCGCCUUCCAAGAAGCGGUCGUCUCGGGUGUACGGUCUCAAUACGCCCAGUGAUGUCAAACUUUCAUCGUCUUUCUAUUCUAACCUUGAACGCCAUUUGAAUCUCAUUGCAAUGAAAAAGAAGGGACUUCGCUUGGAUGAGCAUACACGCCGGUCGUUUCUCCGAUUCUACAGUGAGUUGCUUGACCCAAAAGUAAAGGGUGACUUGAAGGCUAAUAAGACUCCAGACUACUUGCUCAUGAAGUUUGUUGCCAGUUCCAAUAGAGAGAUCAUUAAGCUUGGAUCCAUUCCCCAGUCCGAGAUUAGUAAUGUGGUGUUCAAACAGGCCAAUGAGUUUGUGUCAAUCUUAAUCGGGUUGGUAGAAAAGGAGAAAAACAGGGAUUUGAUCGUAUCUAAACUCAAUGAGCACAGAGAUUCUUUGAACCCUCAGAAGCCCAAAUCGUCAAGCUCUUCGGUAUCCUUGACCCUGGCAAAUGUCAGAUACAAUAAACCUUCCUUUAAAAUUACCGAUUUGGACCAAGCAACCGUGACUUUACUCCAGGACUUGUUCAAAUUUGAUCUGGUGAAAAUUCAACAGGAUAUAUUCAGAGUAAAGGACAUUGUUCAAGAGAAGGCCCUUCACCAGGAUAUAAAACAAGUACUUUUCUACCUCGAGAAAGACUUAGGCCAGUUCCCUCCCAGUUCAUUUGUCAACAAUGAAGUAUACCUGGUAUGGAAGUCAAAAGAAAAAGCCAACUGUGAGUCGUUGAUAGCAAAAUACCCUGUGCCAGCAUCAAUGAAACUUAUGCUGAUACCGAAACUACCUUUGGGAGAAGACUUUUAUAUCCUUCCCAGAAGUUCUUUGGCAAGAAAGUUCUUCGUGGUGCUUGUCAAAUUGUGUCUUGAACUUCAGUCCAAAGAGAGACAGCUUUCAGAGGAGGCCCCAUUGUUUUCUAAACAAUCCAGUCAAUUGAUGAAUUUGUGUGCUAAAAUAUGGAGAAUUGAUUAUUCUACAAAAGCUGUUUGCUUAUUCUCAGCUGCCCACUUGUCGGGAAUGUUGAAAGACAGCUUCUAUAUAACAAAAGAUCCUAAAGAUCUUGCUCCAGUUGACGUCGGCCAUUCCAUCCAGAUUUUGAAUUACUGUAAAUUAAUCCUUGAAGAUGGUCCCGAGAAGAAUCAUUGGCCCUUAAAGGAUCAGGAUGAGUGGGUGAAAAACUUGACAUAUUCUUAUAAUGCAACCAUGUUCUCCAUCAAAGAUUACCUCCUGAUUCUUUUUAGCAAGGUGACGAAGCCCAAAUUUGGGCCUGUAUUGGCAUUUCUUGGGGAGUACAUUGAGUCUGAUUUUUUUUUCAAACAGGUGCUAGAGUUACAAUUGCCUAAGAAGUGGGAGAAAAAGCUUUCCAAAACACUUCUAAGAGUUGCAGAAACCAGAUAUGCCGAAUUAUUGGAGAACCUUCCCAGGGAUGACACCUUAAGCACUAUUCAUGUUUUGGAUAUUUCUGAAAGUAUUGUGCUGGACAUUCAAAGCCUUCAAAAACGAUACAAGAAUCCGCUAUUAGGCUUCCUCCAUGUUCCUAGGACUGUUGCAACCGUCAUGACAUCCAUGUUUGCAGUCGAUUCCAAGAAUAUUCUCAAGCAUAUUGACGCAUAUAAUAGGGAAAGGGGAGGAUUUGUAUCUUAUGGGGAUUCCUUGGAAGCAUAUAAGUCCCUUUGUCAGAUACGGGACAUUUACAACCAAGUGAAUACCACCGGAGUAUCAUUCAAAUUCAAUUUAGAGAAGCUUUUCUUUUCUAGUUUGAAUGAGUGGGUGAAUGAAAGUGGAGAGAAAAUCCAAAGUAUCGUUGACCAAGCUAUCAAAAAUGAUAAUUUCAAGCCAGUAAAUAUUGAAAAUGACGAGAAAAAGUUCAGUACAUCUGUAUUGGAUAUCUUCUCGUUAAUUAGAGAAUUUCUUAAGAUCUUGGAACUGUUGGGGUGGUCUAAUGAGUAUCAAUUGGCAAAAGUCUACACUAUUUUAUUGAAGAGCAUUUCCGAUGGAGUAUUGAAAUACACUUCAGCAAUGUCUGACAAAAUCAUGUUUGAAUUGAAUGAAGAUAAACAGAAGAAAUUGCUAGAAACAACACAGCUGAAGGCUGAUAAACGAAAAAGUGCAGGGUGGUUUGAUGAAAUGAAGAAUGUAGUAAAUAACAUUCAAAUAGCUGGGGCUAAAAUUGAGGCAGAAGAACCCUACAACUUCCGUCCUGAAACUUGUGUUGCUUUAAACAACUUGGCUGCAAUGCUGCAACAGCUUGCUCAACUUGAAGACAUUCUUGAUCCCGAGUUAAUCCUGAAGACUGUGAGGUCAUUUGAGCCUAACCGUCAAAAUUAUUUUACCAGUCAUGUUUUCUCCUUGAGAUUGAAAAGAGCAGAAAAUCUAGCUUCUGGUGGUUCUUACAGCUCCAAUAUUAGACCUUAUGUUACCUUAACUGAUACAGUGGCUCGCAAAACCAUUGGGAAGACAAGAACAAUCAACCAUACACCAAACCCUGAAUGGGAUGAAGAAUUUGAACUCACAAUGCAACCGAACACCAGUAUUACGUUGUCCGUCACUGUUUGGGAUGAGAAGUUAGGAACUCAUUCAGUAUGCGGGAGGGCUGUCCUACAGCUAGAUCCCAAGAGAUUCAAACAUGACGGCAUACCCCAAGAAAUCUUCUUGGAUUUUGACUCGCAAGGGAGAUUAUUAAUUGAGGUUGCGGUUGAAAGUGAAAGAGCAGAUGCCAUUUUUGUCAUGGGAAGAGCACAUAGGACGUUGAUGAGAGCUCGGGAAAGAGCUAUCAAGUUGAUUGUGGAGAAAUUCUCCAGGUUUAUACGGUUAUGCUUUUCUCGAGCUAAUUUGAAGUCAAUUUGUGGAAAUAAUGGGCAAAUUAAACCCACUGAAGAUCAAAUGCAUGAUGCCAUGAUACCGUUAUAUGACUACUUGAACUCUAACUUGCAGGUUCUUGCGGAGUUCUUGACCAAAGACUUAUUGCUUCUAGUCAUGGUGGCUGCAUGGCAAGUAGUUGUCGCGUGCGCUGAUGAACUUUUAUUACCAAAGUUGGUAACAGCUAAAGUUUUUAACUUAUCUAACUUUGGACCCCGAGCUGCUUCUCACAACCAACCAAAGCCUUCUACAGGUGGAUGGCAAUCUGCUGUCACUUCUGCUGUUGCGAAUGUUACUAGUACCAUUGGAAUCAGUGGAUUUGGAAAACUACUUACAAGCAAUGAGUUGGAAACGGUUUUUGCCUGGUUGAACUUCUUGUGCUUUGACUUCUUCCAUAAUGAUGGUAAUGGACCUCCUAUUAGAGACUUGAAGAACGAGCACUAUCAAUCACUUUUGUUGUUACCCGUAUACUACGACGGAGAUAUUGACUAUUUGAAGCAAGAAGUCGAACGGUUAUCGCCUGCAUUUGUCAAGUCAUUGCGAGACAGGAACAACUUUGAUAGUGGAAAAAUCCCACUAAAUAAUAGCACGUUAGAGUUGAAUUCCCUGCAACCAGGAGCAACUGAACAGAAGGGCAGACCAAGAAGUUUGAGCAGAGCCGGGACUAUGGCUAGAAAUAAGACAAUAAUGGCUAACGCUACCUCGAAAGCGAGAAAGAGAGCACAACAAGAGGAGCUUGAAGCCAGAGCAGAUCCUAUAGCUGCUCAGACCUCAGCUGAAGACAUCAUAUUAAGGUUACUUAUAAUCCGGGAUGAAAAAUCGUUUGUUUCUAGACGACUCGAGCAAAGAGAAAAAUUGGCACAUAGCAUUGCUACGGAGAGACUCGCUAGAGCGGCGGCUGAAGGCAGCUUCGGUAGACGAUGA